UGAAAAGCUAUAUGUAGUCGUGUACCCGUGCCCAAGCGACUGCACGGUGGAGCUUUCUCUUAAACGCUGCACGGGUAUGAAAUUGCUAACCAGCUUACUGCUUUUCUUCCGAUUGAUGUUUGCACAAGCUGUUUUCAGAAAGCCCCAAGUAAAGAACGCUACAGUGCCACUGGUAUGCCAUAUGUCGCCAUAUCAAGGGAACGACUGUAGCCUACCAGGUGCACUCUGGUAUUACGACCUUCAGAUAAAAUCCUGCAAAAUGCUCACCACAGGUUCAUGUGGCUCUGGCCGCAACCGCUUCGCCACAAUUGGCAAGUGCCAGCAAUUAUGCCAACCUCCCACUGGACGUGCGGAACAUAUAUGUCUGGAACAACCGGCCCCUGGAAUGUGCUCACACGUAUCUCAUGCCUGGUAUUUUGAGCGGUCCAGCCAAAAGUGCAAGAAGUUCAGCUAUACGGCUUGCUCCAAACAACACAACUUUUUCUUGUCAGAAAUGAAGUGCCAGUCAGUGUGCCUACCGAUGAUGACACCAAAACCCUUCUGCAGUCAGCGACCAGUUUCUACAUUUUGUGCAGGCUCGGCAAAUCACUGGUACUUCGAUGAAAACAAAAAUACCUGCCUUGUAUUUCUAAAGAAUCGCUGUGGGAAAAACAGCAACCGCUUCCAAACAUUUACCCAGUGCAUGAAAAGAUGCAGCUAUUAUAUAUCUUAGGUACGGAUGACUUGAGGAGGGAAGCCUACAUAAACUGGAGGACCCUUAUCAGACAUUCCUACGCAGCUAUUACCAGCAACAGCAUAACUAUUUUUAUAUAUUAGUGCCAAGCAAAGAUGAACUAUGUUCCAAAUAAACUUACAAAAAAAUUUG
Molecule: messenger RNA, 865 nt
Organism: Dermacentor silvarum
Lineage: Eukaryota; Metazoa; Arthropoda; Arachnida; Ixodida; Ixodidae
Product: papilin-like
Exons: 5
Coding region: 77-712 (211 amino acids)
Molecular function (GO): serine-type endopeptidase inhibitor activity
Source: RefSeq, a predicted model, not a curated record